AUGGAGGAUUUGGCGACAAAAUUCAAAAAACCGGAAACACCGCGCAGCCUUCUGGCAGGAACUGGACACUGUUCAGCCCUGAUAAAGUUGCUUCCCGACUUGUCCGACAUCUAUUUCUCCCACGUCACUUGGGAAUCAUAUUCUACCAUGCUUCGCGCCCAGAAGAAAUAUACGUUUUCCACAAAUGAUCCUGGUAGAAGCUAUUCUUUCAGCGGAUAUCCAGGUGAGUUUAAACCACAAUGUACUAUGGUGCUCUUUCGAAGACUAAUCUGGCCUGAAACCUCAUUCACUUGUGACAGGCUUACCACUUAA
This is a messenger RNA of Haemonchus placei, 312 nucleotides long. NCBI's taxonomy places the organism in Eukaryota, Metazoa, Nematoda, Chromadorea, Rhabditida, Trichostrongylidae. The record is from the annotation of a GenBank genome assembly.